UGGCAUUUCCUGCUGUUUUGUUCUUUCAAUAAUUUGGUUGUGUGUUGUGUCAAGUGUCCAUCUAUUUAUACCCACACUCCACUCUACAUGCUUUCAUCAAAAACAUUACAAACACAAACAUCUCAUCAUUCAUUCAGGCAUCUCAAAUAUAUAGUAAAGAUAUAUAGCAUGAGUUCAACAAGCAGGGCAUGGAUGGUAGCCGGAACAGUUGGGUUGGUGGAAGCACUCAAAGAUCAAGGUUUUGCACGGUGGAACUACACCAUCAGGACCAUCCACCACCACGCCAAGUCCAACCUCCGGUCACUCUCCCACACCAAACACCUUUCUUCUCCGGCAGCCAUGGCUUCAACGGGUUGGAAAGAAGAAAAGGCUAAACAAUCAGAAGAGUCGUUGAGAAAAGUCAUGUACUUGAGUUGUUGGGGUCCUAAUUAAAUACCCUUUUUUUUAAUUAUAGGAUACUUUGAUUGUACAUCAGUUACCAGAAUUCUACAACUACUUGCUAUACAGAAAAUAAAAUUUUAAAAGAUUCUUCGUUGAUGUC
Messenger RNA from Helianthus annuus (common sunflower), 541 nucleotides. RefSeq lists its product as uncharacterized. Bases 88 to 432 code for a protein of 114 amino acids. NCBI's taxonomy places the organism in Eukaryota, Viridiplantae, Streptophyta, Magnoliopsida, Asterales, Asteraceae. The record is from RefSeq and is a predicted model, not a curated record. The transcript has a single exon.